AUGAACAUACCCACCCUCAACCCCCAACACACGCACCUCGUCGCUCUAACCCAACUCCUCCACCUCACGCACCACCGCAACAAAAACCAACAUCGCCUCUCAAAAUGGUACAUAUCAUUUGGAAUUCUGCGUCGACAAGUUGCGCGUCUCUUAUCCGUCGUUCCUGAAUUUGUGAUUGCUUCGCAAUCACGUGGGAAAGUGAAGGGGAAAGCUAGAGAGAAACGGGACCGGGAAGAGAGGGUAGUGCAGGAUUUGGUUAGGUUGAUUGGGGAGAGGGUGGUGCCAGGCUGUUAUUUGGCGUUUAGUCAACUGGUGGCGGAUAAUCAGUAUGCUACUUUGGGAUUGAUGUUGAUGGGAUGUUUGGCGCGGUUGUAUAAAAUACUCGGGCCUUUGAGAGUGUUGACAGCAGAGGAAAUUGCAGAGAAAGUUGGAGCAGUAAAAGAGAGAACGAAAGUAAAUGAGCCAGAGAUCGGAGAGGAUCUGGGCGAGAAGAUCGUGAGAGAUGCUCCAACCUCAAUAGUGACUGAAGAUAAUCAAAAGGGGCAAAAGAAAGAGGAAGAUGACAAGGGGCUUAAAGACUCAAAGCCAAAGAAGAGGAAACAGGAAGCUGAAGAAUUGGAGCGAAAGACUUCCAAGUUGCCUUUAUCGGACUCGACGCUAGCGAAACCACCAAAGAAAAAGAAGAAAAAGAAGGGCGGAGAUGCAUUUGAUGAUUUGUUCGAUACAAUCGUGCAAGCGAGCCCAGCAUUUGUCACCGGUGAGCACUUUGAGAUUUCAGUGCGAGAUAUUUUUGUACCACGUUUCAAUAGCGGCAGUGGUUCGGAUACGCCAUAG
This is a messenger RNA of Sclerotinia borealis F-4128, 834 nucleotides long. The record is from the annotation of a GenBank genome assembly. NCBI's taxonomy places the organism in Eukaryota, Fungi, Ascomycota, Leotiomycetes, Helotiales, Sclerotiniaceae.